This is a messenger RNA of Gekko japonicus, 966 nucleotides long. Its product is annotated as putative olfactory receptor 52P1. The coding region runs from base 1 to 966 and encodes 321 amino acids. Gene Ontology annotation, biological process: G protein-coupled receptor signaling pathway. The record is from RefSeq and is a predicted model, not a curated record. The transcript has a single exon. NCBI's taxonomy places the organism in Eukaryota, Metazoa, Chordata, Lepidosauria, Squamata, Gekkonidae. Gene Ontology annotation, cellular component: membrane. Gene Ontology annotation, molecular function: G protein-coupled receptor activity; olfactory receptor activity.
AUGGCCUCUGCCAAUCUGACGCCCUCCAACCCCUCCGCGUUCCUGCUGCAAGGCAUCCCGGGGCUGGAGGCCUACCACAAGUGGCUCUCGGUGCCUGUGUGCGCCAUCUACAUAGUGAUCAUCGCUGGGAACUGCACCCUCCUCCUGGUCAUCGCGACCGAGCCCGCCCUGCACAGGCCCAUGUGCUACUUCCUCUGCAUGCUGGCCACCAUCGACUUGGCCGCCUCCACCUCCGCCCUGCCCAAGGUGCUCUGCAUCUUCUGGUUCCAGGGCGGUGAGAUCCAAGCCGGUGCCUGCCUGGCCCAGAUGUUCUUCAUCCACGCCUUGUGCAUGAUGGAGUCGGCCAUCCUGCUGGCCAUGGCGCUGGACCGCUACGUGGCCAUCUGCUUCCCGCUCCGGUACAGCUCCGUCUUCACGGGGGCGCUGGUGGCGAAGAUGGGCGUCGCUGCCGUCGCCAGGGGGACGCUGCUGAUGGCCCCUUGCCCAUUCUUGAUCAGGAGGUUGUCCUUCUGCCGGACCAACGUCAUCCGUCACACUUACUGCGAGCACAUGGCGGUGGUCAAGCUGGCCUGCGGGGACACCAGCGUCAACCGCACUUACGGGCUGUGCGUGGCGCUGCUGGUCAUCGGGGGAGACCUGCUGUUCAUCGGCCUCUCCUACUGCCUGAUUGUCCGCGCGGUCCUGCGGCUCUCCUCCCACGAGGCCAGGCGCAAGGCCUUCGGCACCUGUGGCUCCCACCUCUGUGUCAUCCUCAUCUCGUACAGCCCUGCCCUCUUCUCCUUCUUCACUCACCGCUUCGGCCACCACGUGGCUCCCCACAUCCACAUCAUCCUGGCCAACCUCUACCUCCUCUUCCCUCCCAUGCUGAACCCCAUCGUGUACGGAGUGAGGACCAAGGAGAUCCGGGAACGGGUCGUCAGGGUCUUCCUGCCAGGAAGGGACACCACCAAGUCCAGGCCUGACUGA